Messenger RNA from Strongylocentrotus purpuratus (purple sea urchin), 2070 nucleotides. Its product is annotated as probable DNA double-strand break repair Rad50 ATPase. The record is from RefSeq and is a predicted model, not a curated record. The coding region runs from base 1 to 2070 and encodes 689 amino acids. The transcript is spliced from 3 exons. Gene Ontology annotation, biological process: protein ubiquitination. Gene Ontology annotation, cellular component: BRCA1-BARD1 complex. Lineage: Eukaryota; Metazoa; Echinodermata; Echinoidea; Camarodonta; Strongylocentrotidae.
AUGUUCGCAACGAUAUGCACGAAUCCAGGAUGUAGGAUGCUCUAUGAGAAAACCAAGAGAGAGAAGAAAGAAGCAAAUCAGAAGAUGGUCACAGAGGUCAAAGAGCGAAAACACGAAGCUAAGGAACUUGAACGGAAAUUUGAAGAAUCAUUAGCGAGUCACAAGGGCCUCGUCAAAGUCAACGCGAUACUUAAAAGCGAGAUGGUACGGGAAAAAGAAAAGCUAAAGCAAUUAGGAAUGACUUUGAGUGAAAAUGAGAAAAUGGCAACGCACGCUAUGGAGAUGUACAAGCUAAGAGAGCUAGAGCUGGAGAAGAAACUAAAAUCAAAAGAGCUGCACAUCGAAACAAUCGUGGAAAACUUACAGGAGACAGAAAAGACGGCAAGACGUGAGGUUGAGCGACUACAGACCGAAAAGGAUGACGAAAAGGAAAGAGCUGAGAAAGAGAAGCACUCACUGUCAGCAGAAAUGACGAAGAAACUCGCGUCUAAGCAACAGCAUGUGGACACUUUGACAGAAACCGUAAGGGAGAAAGAGCGAAAUGAGACGACUCUAAGACAGCAAGUUGAAGAGCAAAAGAAAGGGAGAGGGGAAGACAGAGCAAGAGCUGAAAAAGACAAGCGCUCAUUAGCAGCAGAUAUGACGAAGAAACUCGAGUCUAAGCAACAGCAUGUAGACACUUUGACAGAAACCGUAGGGGAGAAAGAGCGAAAUGAGACGACUCUAACAAAACAAGUUGAAGAGCUAAGGAAAGGAAAAGAGAGAGACAGAGCAGGAGCUGAAAAAGAGAAGCGCUCAUUGGCAGCAGAUAAUACGAAGAAACUCGAGUCUAUAGAGCAACAUCAUGUAGACACUUUGAAAAAAAUCGUGGAGGAGAAAGAGCGAAAUGAGACGAAUCUAACACAACAAGUUGAAGAGCUAAGGAAAGGAAGAGAGGAAGACAGAGCAAGAGCUGAGAAGGACAUACGAUCAAUAGAAUCAAGCUGGAAGAAGGAGCAUGACUCAAAGGAACAGCUUUUGGAGCAACUUGAGCGUGAGAUCUGGAAGCUGAGAACCAAAAUUCAACUAGAAAGUGAGAUGCGAUCAGCAGAGCAGAAGAAGAAAGCAGAGACACAUGACUGGAGUUUAAUUCAUUGGAUGAUUUCUGGAAAACAAGCUCAUGGUGAGGAGCCCCCAGAUGAUGAGUUUGCAGGCAUAUUACAGCAGAUAGCUGACGAUCUUUACGAUGAAGCCAAGAUCGACAGCCUUGCUGGUCAGCUGGGAAUCCUACAUGGUGAUAUACAGAGAGCGCUCAUGACCAAUAUGAGGUUCGGCCGUGUUACCAGUGAUGGAACUCGCCAUAUGCUGAAACAAUGGAGAAGAGGUGUGUCUAGGGAAGAUGAACGGAUUGAGCUAAAGAAGGCACUGCAAGCUGCCAAGUUGGUCAACCUUGCAGUCGCAGACCUGUAUCUCAGCGAAGGUGUGGCAGAAGAACAGAUCGAUGCUGAAUAUGCCAACGAAGACGUCAAUUAUCAACAGCUCUCUAAUAGAGAUGAAACCUCUCUAGAACAGGACCUGACCAAAGGACACACUGACAUCCAGGUACUUCAGGAAGCUACAGCAAGCAGUAACAACACUGAUCGAGAUGAGCCAACAGGAAACAUGGCUUCCAAAACCCUGGAGGACUUGACAGAUGGAAGUAGGAGUCAAAACCUUGACAAAUCACCGGAGUGCAGUACAGAGGAGUUGGAUGAAUCUGUAGUGACUUCUGAAGAAGUGUCCUCUGAAGAAGUUCAUCCAUGUGAAGAUAUGAACAUCGUGAGUAGCAUUCAACAUUCUGAACAAUCGCCCAGUCGGGGAAAGCAAGUCCUACCUGAAGAUAUGUCUGCGAUUGCCCCUCUGGUAUCUUACGGUGGGAAACCCAACGAGGAAUCCACCCCCUUUGAUAAAAGCCAUGAAGGCGGAAUCAAAAGUAAUGAAGAAGAUCUGAUUUCUCAACUCGUUCUUCUUGAUACAUCCCCGGAGAAAAUAUUGCUCCUUUUCCUCGUAAAGAUAGUAAUGGAUGUUACCGGGAAAGCACUCAAUUUAUAA